AUGGCUUCGACUUGUUUAGCCACAGUCUAUGCAACCUCCAUCUCAUCCCACCUGCACAAACCAUCUCGUUCCAAAUGCGUAACCCACCCAGAUCUCAUUGGCCUACCCCGCCUGUCGACACUGGAGCCGACACGAAAAACUACCUACCCCAACAGUGUGGAGGUCUGUCUGCUUUACCGGACGAAGGGGGAGGGAGGAUGCACGGCUCCGAUUCGGCCUCGACAUGUGUCGCCGAGCCCCCCCGGCGACCCGCCAUUUGUCCGUUCUACCGGUGGUCGUCCCGUCUUCGCUCUCGAUGCGGGAGGCUGCCGCAGCGAUUGGUCCCCAUGGGAUCAACCGUUUUACCUAAUUGCAGAAUCCGAGUGGCAUAUGGUGUGA
Colletotrichum orchidophilum is the source of this 378-nucleotide messenger RNA. RefSeq lists its product as uncharacterized. Lineage: Eukaryota; Fungi; Ascomycota; Sordariomycetes; Glomerellales; Glomerellaceae. The record is from RefSeq and is a predicted model, not a curated record. The transcript has a single exon. Bases 1 to 378 code for a protein of 125 amino acids.